Tupaia belangeri chinensis (Chinese tree shrew) is the source of this 977-nucleotide messenger RNA. It is a transcript of the gene LCN6, whose product is annotated as lipocalin 6. NCBI's taxonomy places the organism in Eukaryota, Metazoa, Chordata, Mammalia, Scandentia, Tupaiidae. The transcript is spliced from 6 exons. The record is from RefSeq and is a predicted model, not a curated record. The coding region runs from base 234 to 911 and encodes 225 amino acids. Gene Ontology annotation, molecular function: small molecule binding.
GGUGACAAGCAGGGCCAUACUGCACACCUACUUAGAACAGGCUGUGUGUGCACCCCAGGCCCCUCUUGGCUCUGGCUGGUCUGGGCUGGCAAGGGUCCCCACCUCAUCGAUAAUUCCUCCCUUGGCAAGGUGGGAUGGGUACCGAAGGUGGCCACCCACACUGAGGCUUGGCCACAUAAGCAGGUUCGGGGCAGGAGCUGCACAGCUGCGGGGUGGCGGUGUGGCUCCACGGGAUGAGGGCCACACUGCUGACUGCUCUCCUGGCUUUGGGAGCCGUGCCUGGGGCCCAGGCCGUGUGGCUGGGGCGACUCGACCCGGUGCAGCUCCUCGGGCCGUGGUACGUCCUCGCCGUGGCCUCCCAAGAGAAGGGCUUUGCUGUGGAGAAGGGCUGGAAGAACGUUGAGGGCGUGGUGGUGGCCCUCACCGCGGACUACCGCCUGGAGAUGCGGACCUCGCGGCACAGGCCGGAGGGGUGCAGCCAGAGCAUGGUGGAGCUGCGGAGGCAGAGUUCUGGAUGGGUGUUCGAGAACCCCGCCCUGGGCGUGCUGGAGUACCGGGUUCUGGGUACCAACUUCAGGGACUACGCCAUCGUCUUCACCCAGCUGGAGUUCGGCGAUGAAGCCUUCAACACCGUGGAGCUGUACAGUCGGACGGCCACAGCCAGCCAGGAGGCCAUGCGACUCUUCACCAGCUGGAGCAGGGGCCUGGGCUUCCUGUCACAGCAGCAGGCCCAGCUGCAGAGGGACCUCACAUGUGCACACGAGAUCCUCCAGGUGGGGCUCCCUGGCCAGCCCCAGGCCAGGGGAGGACGCCUCGCCCAGACUGCUGCCCGGAGGCCCUGCUGCUCUGACGGUGGUGGAGCGCGUGGCGGGUGCCGCUCCGGGUCUCACACUUGUCUUGGUUGGCAGUGACGUUCGCAGCCCCCGUGGACAUGGUGCCCAGUGGCCUGGUGGGGAACAGAGGGCUGCGCUCCGCUG